Penicillium angulare is the source of this 360-nucleotide messenger RNA. RefSeq names its product cupin domain-containing protein. The transcript has 3 exons. NCBI's taxonomy places the organism in Eukaryota, Fungi, Ascomycota, Eurotiomycetes, Eurotiales, Aspergillaceae. Bases 1 to 360 code for a protein of 119 amino acids. The record is from RefSeq and is a predicted model, not a curated record.
AUGCCCGUUCCAUUUUCCUACCACGCCAAGGCCCAGUCCACCUUUAAGCCUCCUCUAAUUGCGAAUGAGAACGCAUUCCUAGGUGAUGUCUUUACAAGCCAGAAGGAAAAUCCCGAUAAACCUGUCUCUGCUGGAUUCUACCGGUUAGAAAAGGGAACACCGCUCGUGUAUACCUAUAGCUAUGAUGAAAUGAAGAUCAUUCUGGAGGGCCAGUUUGAAAUCGCCGAUGAGACAGGUCAGAAAGUGACUGCUACUCCGGGUGAUGUGUUCUAUUUCCCCAAGGGAGCUACGAUUACAUUCACGACCCCGGAUUACGGGCUUGCAUUCUUCACGGGCCAGCGACCGGAGGGACAACUAUAA